Molecule: messenger RNA, 552 nt
Organism: Copidosoma floridanum
Lineage: Eukaryota; Metazoa; Arthropoda; Insecta; Hymenoptera; Encyrtidae
Product: thioredoxin, mitochondrial
Biological process (GO): cell redox homeostasis
Cellular component (GO): mitochondrion
Molecular function (GO): protein-disulfide reductase activity
Source: RefSeq, a predicted model, not a curated record
UCACACUUAUGUUUGUUUAAUUCAAAUAUAAACAAAAAAAUGUUGAGAAGCGCAACGAGGGCACUCUUCAGAGCUGCAGGCACUAGGACUUUUUCAACUCCAGUUCAAGAGAAGUCUGUGAUAGCUACGAGUUUUAAAGUACAGAACAAUGAUGAUUUUAAAGAAAGAGUGAAAAACUCAAAGGUUCCUGUCAUUGUUGAUUUCUUUGCCACAUGGUGCAAUCCAUGCAGAUUGUUGACUCCCAGAAUCGAGCAGGUGGUUGCUGAAAAAAACGGCAAGAUUAUUUUAGCUAAAGUCGAUAUCGACGAGAAUACUGACUUGGCACUAGAUUACGAAGUUUCUUCUGUUCCCGUGCUGAUGGUGAUGAAACAAGGAAAAGUAAUGGAAAAGAUUAUCGGUUUGCAGGACACUGAUAAGCUCAGAAAAUUUGUAAAUAAACAUGCAGACGAGUAAGAUAACUGUAGAUAAUGGAUUAAUUAUUCAGUCAAUGUAAAAAUACUAUUUUUACAUGUAUAAUGUUGUACUUUUAACAGCUAUAAAUGUUGUGUUGAA